Molecule: messenger RNA, 4355 nt
Organism: Anopheles coustani
Lineage: Eukaryota; Metazoa; Arthropoda; Insecta; Diptera; Culicidae
Product: patj homolog
Exons: 5
Coding region: 418-3033 (871 amino acids)
Molecular function (GO): protein binding
Source: RefSeq, a predicted model, not a curated record
UGCAAAGCCACUCCAGCAAGAACAGUUUCCGUAGUUGCUGUUGAUAGGCGCAUAGUCGCUGCUGCUAACCGUACGUGCUAUGGACGGAGUCCAUGUUCCAGCAUCCGAACCGUCCGGUCGGAAAGACGGUAGUGCAGUUUUCAAUGUGACAAUGUGAAGUGUGUUUGACAACCGAUAGUACGCGAGAACAACUUGCAGCAUGCGGUGCAUAGAGAUAAGCCGGCGUAAAAAAGCACCCUACCGUAUCGAGUGCAGAAUUUCCUAUGAAAACUGGAGGUUUGCAAGUAUGAGCAUCCGAUCGGGUGUCGUUGACUGGUGUUCAGAAGCAGUGGAAGCAACAAAACCCGCCAGAGUUAGACAUUCGAGCCGCAUCCGCACGUACAGAGGUGGCAGCAGGUGGAGCGGUUGCUAAAAGCGAUGGUGCUCAGCACGGAGUGGUCGCAGGUGGAGAUAAUAGACCUGAUUAACGAUGGCAACGGGCUCGGCUUUAUGCUCGUAGGUGGCCGGAGCACGGGCGUCGUCAUUAAGGCACUGAUACCGGGAUCGGUUGCGGAACGCGAUGGCCGAUUGCAGAGCGGCGACCAUGUGCUACAGAUCGGCGACGUUAAUCUGCGCGGAUUCAGCUCGGAACAGGUUGCGACGGUGUUGCGCCAGUCGGGCCAGCAGGUACGCCUUAUCGUUGCCCGCCCGGUCGAGCCUACCUCGCCCGACUACCAAGCGAUCGCCAGUCAUGCCCCGAUCAUUCCAACCAAAAUGCUCACCGAUCCGGACGAGCUGGACCGCACACUGCUGCAGACGGCCGGCUACACGUCCGGUGCGUUCCUGCAGUCCAUGGUUGGGGGCGAUGGCGGGGGAGCGGUGGAAGGAAACGGUGAAUCAACGCUGCCGCCGAUAGCACCAACGACUCUCGGGCUGCUGGCGGCUGCGGGAGAAUCGGGCAGCGGCGGAACAGGCGGUGGCGGUGGUCUCUGCCCGACGCACAUCGAGGUGGUUGCGGUGAACAACAACUUCAACAGUGGCACUCUGGUAGAGCAAGGUUUGCACAAUGGAACAAUGAUGGCGCCCGCCUCCACCGUAACGAUCCCCCCGGGUCAGCUGGUGCAGGUGAUGAACAACUUCAAUAAGCAUCAGCCGGUGAUCGGUGGCUGUAAUAUUACUUCGUCCGAUAAAGGAACGAUCAACGAUGGUCUGAGCAUCGAGCCCGCCAGUACGCCCCAGUCACCGUACGGUGAGAUGCUUGGUGGGCCACCGGACACGCCUGAAACGGAGACGUACGAAGUGGAGCUACGCAAGAACGUAUACGGCCUCGGCAUAACCGUCGCAGGGUACGUGUGUGAGGAAGAGGAUCUGUCCGGGAUUUUUGUGAAAAGCAUCAUCGAAGGCAGCGCGGCGGAGAUGAGUGGCAAAAUAGCGAUCAACGACCGCAUCGUGGCCGUGGACAGUCGAUCGCUGGCCGGCGUGACGAACCACCAGGCAGUGGAGAUCCUACGCAACACCGAUAUCGCCGUGCGGCUUACACUCGAGCGGUUUCUGCGCGGGCGCAAGUACGAACACCUGCAGGUAGCGCUCAUCGAUCCGGUACCGGUCGCGAUGCCCUGCCAUGGCACGAGCGGCCCGAACUCCGCCGGAAAGAUCGGUUGCUCGCAGGAGCGGAUCAUCAGCAACGGCAGCUCGCAUUCGGUAGCAAUGCACGACAACGAUGGGGGACACUACGUCGUCGGUGAGCUUGGUGAGAUGGUUACGUCGUACUCGCAAACGCUGUCGCACUGUGCAUCUCAGUGCCAAUCCCAGCGCUGCUCGAUCGUCCAAUCGCCCUCGGCGACAACGCUAUCUAUUUGUCCGGCACGGUCCGACGCGGACUCGAUCGUAACCGAGUGCGGUGGCUACGAUUGCGGCACCAUCGAGCCGGAACUCGAGUCGGGAACAACGUUCGACUCGAGCGUGUUCGCCUUGGAGCACUGUACCGCGGAGACGCUGUCCGGCGAUGACGGCGAGGGUGGCGAUCCGGCGCUGUACGAAAACAGUACGGUAAUAGCAGCGGCAGUGGCGGCGGUAGCGUCGUCUGCGGUGACGGCCCCGACACCGACGACGGUAAACAACGCCGGUUGUGGUGGCGGUGGCAAUGGUACUAUAAGCUGUGAUACAAGAUCGAUGCCGCGUGGCCGCGAAGUGGCCACCGAUCCGGUGGUGGAACGCUGGGCGCGUGAAGUACCGCACAGUCAGAUCGUGAUCGCCGACAUUCGAAAGCUGGCCGGUCUCGGCAUCAGCCUGGAGGGUACGGUCGAGGUGGAGGGCGGCGUCGAGGUGCGCCCUCACCACUACAUUCGCUCGAUCCUGGAGGAUGGGCCGGUCGGACGAGACGGCUCGCUGAAGCCGGGCGACGAGCUGCUGCAGGUGAACGAACAUCGACUGCAGGGCCUGAAGCACAUCGAGGUGGUGAAGAUCCUGAAGGAGCUGCCGGCGCAGGUGCGUGUGAUCUGUGCGCGCGGCAGCUCACCCCCUACUGUGAUCAACACGUCGCGUAACGCGGAAGCGUUCGAGGCGCGCAGUCUGCUGGCGGGCGGGCUGCAAAGCCUGCAGAGUCUGCAAGGCAUACUGACCAAGGCGCAGUCCGAGAGCUCGCUGUACACGUCCAGCACGGCGACACUCACCGACCAGCAGCGCUCCAAGUCGGUCGAGCAGGUGUCCGGGCUGGCGCUCUGGACCAACGAGGUGCUGUACUGCGACAUCGAGAAAACGGAGCGCGGCUUCGGGUUCUCCAUUCUCGACUACCAGGAUCCGCUCGACACGGAAGGCACCGUCAUUGUGGUACGGGGGCUGAUCCCCGGCGGGUCGGCGGAGACGACAAACUUUAUCUUCCCGGGCGAUCGGCUCGUCUCGGUCAACGGGCACAGCCUGCAGAGUGCCACCCUCGACCAGGCGGUCAGCAUACUGAAGGGCAUACCACUCGGUCCGGCCCGCAUUGGCCUGUGUAGGCCGCUCUCGACCUCCGACAACAAUCUCUCCUCGACACCAGAAACGCCCACUACCUAGCCGAUCAGGAGAACGCACCGAGCUUUUUCGAGUACCUACUGAACAGUUUUCGAGUACCUCGGUGUGCAUCAUCGAGCUGGCAGCAGCCGAUCGAGUAGCUGAAGCUGAAGUUAGGGAGUAGAUGAGAGCACUCUGAAAAGAAAAGGUGAAGCGUUUUUCGUCCCCGGCAGGAUUGUGUUCCUAGGCGCAGCGAUCAUUCAGGAUAACAGGUUUGGUAUCUUUCUUCCUACUUAUUUUCUAUCUCAAUACUCUUACGCGGUAUAAGCAAACCGAUGCUUCUACGUACGUGUAGAGUGCGGGUAUCCUUUAUGUCGUGUCUUUGCGCUAUCUACAUCGAUGCAUCCGUUGACGAUGAACUAAUUAACAUGCUUCACUUCAUCAAUGUUCUUGUUCUUCCCGGAAUGUGCGAGGCAAAGUAAAAGCCUAAGAUGAUUAUGAUACUGAAGGGAGGAUAAUUUACAGGUGGACUAGAGAAGGCCACGCAUUGAUCUAAUAAUUUUGAUAUCCUUUUUCUAACUACUUCACCUAAGCAAGAGGACUAAACAAUUUUCAAAUGUGUGGCUCUUCAUCUUCUUUCUUGGUGUUAAACCAGCUUCGGUCAUGUCUGUUUCACUCCGUAGAGGCAGUAUAUUACCUGCAUAAACGGAAGAUAUCCCAAAGCUACCAAUGCUAUACGUCGCGUCCUCCACCUCAUAAGGAUUGCCAUAGAAGUAUCCUGUAUAGUUGGACCCACUUUCAACAAAUCGUUUAAUGAUACUCCAUUCGACGUUUUGUUAUGUUAUGUUUCCUCGAUCAUGGAUUUAGCCAUUUACACUUCUAUUCAACACUUUAACAUAUAAUCCAUAAGCAAUUGAAAAGAGUGUUUAAAACGCGUUCCUUAUAAGAAAACCAUAAGCCAUUAAGAGCUAAAUUUUGUUUUUAAAUUAAGCUUCGUGGCGUUUUUAUAUUUGCUAGUAGAUUUGCGUUAUACAGUUACAGUACAGUGCGUUACAGUAUGUCUGUAUGCUAAUAGUGCCGCCUUUCCCUGGUGAAGUUUACGUCUAGAACGCGUUUCCUGCCCCACUGAGGAAGGGACUCUGAUCUUCUCACAUACAGCCAAUGAGCUGUCUUUUUCCAUUUUUCGUUCUUGUGGCUUCAAUCUUCUUAAGGCUUGCUCGUAACUGUUAGGGAGGGUGAUGUUGGACUCCUUCCAAAGAAGAUCAUUCUCAUAAUCUUCCCCGUUAUGUUUUAGUUUAUUCUUCAUAAUAUCUAAAGCUAAUUUGUCGCUUUUGGGGUCCAUGGCAGUGUUAGUUACUUUGAUUCACAUUUAACAUUUAACAUUU